Molecule: messenger RNA, 1290 nt
Organism: Gaeumannomyces tritici R3-111a-1
Lineage: Eukaryota; Fungi; Ascomycota; Sordariomycetes; Magnaporthales; Magnaporthaceae
Product: ligninase H2
Exons: 1
Coding region: 1-1290 (429 amino acids)
Biological process (GO): response to reactive oxygen species; cellular response to oxidative stress; hydrogen peroxide catabolic process
Molecular function (GO): heme binding; peroxidase activity
Source: RefSeq, a predicted model, not a curated record
AUGCGUCUCUCGCUCCUCACCGCGGCCCUCGCGGCCUCUCCCGCCCUGGCCUACCCCGGCAUGAAGAGCACGCUCGGCGAGAUCCACGCCCGUGCCCGCGGCGGCAGGGGUAGCGGCGGCCGGCAGGCUUCCGACACGGAAGCCGACGAGCUCCUCGACUCCAACGAGCUGAUCGGCGACCUCAUCACCCUGGACGAGUCGCAGCUGACGCCCGUCGGCAAGCGCAUCAAGCACCUCAUCACGGGCAGCGAGAACCCCGAGAGCGACGAGACGUACCCGCGCGGCGCUUGGGGCGCCGUCCAGAUCCCGCAAAUGGGCUCGGCGGCCUGCGCCAAGGACACGUGCUGCAUCUGGAAGUACAUCGCCGACGACAUGGUCCGGGCCUUCCGCGGCAAGUCGGGCCGCUGCACCGACUUUGCCCGCGCCGCCGUGCGCCUGGGCUUCCACGACGCCGGCGGCUGGUCCAAGUCGACCGGCAACCUGGGCGGCGCCGACGGCUCGCUCGUGCUGGCGCCCGAGGAGAUCCUGCGCGGCGAGAACCGCGGGCUCGAGGAGAUCGUCGAGCUGACGCGCAAGUGGCACGACGCCUACAAGAAGUACGGCGUCGGCAUGGCCGACCUCGUCCAGUGGGGCGCCAACGUGGCCACGGUCGUGUGCCCGCUCGGCCCGCGCAUCCGCAGCUACGUCGGCCGCAAGGACUCGUCCGUCCCGGCCCCCCACGACCUGCUGCCGCCCGUGACCGGCUCGGCCGACUUCCUGAUCGAGCUGUUCGAGAACAAGACCAUCAAGCCGCACGGCCUGACGGCCCUGAUCGGCGCCCACACCACCAGCCAGCAGCGCUUCGUCGACCCCUCGCGCGCCGGCGACCCGCAGGACAGCACCCCUGGUGUCUGGGACGUCAAGUUCUACAAGGAGACGCUCGGCAGCGCGCCCGCGCGCGUCUUCAAGUUCGCCAGCGACAUCGUCCUGGCCAAGGACCCCCGCAUCAGCAAGGAGUUCAACGAGUUCGCGGGGCCCGGGGGUCAGGAGCACUGGAACGAGGACUACGCGCGCGAGUACAUCCGGCUCUCGCUCCUCGGCGUCUUCAACAUCAACGACCUGACCGAGUGCACAAAGGCCCUGCCCGGCCGCGUCGGCGCCUUCGUCGCCCCGGACCAGUCCAUCAUGGACAAGUACCUGGCCUCCAAGGUCAAGAUGGACGCCUACGCCGACACCCUGCGCAAGGGUGACGCCCUCGGCAGCCUGAUCAGCACCACCUGGGACUGGCUCAAGAGCGUGUUCGGCAACUGA